AUGGCUACAGCAGCUUAUCGAAGACCUAUCGAUAGAGACUCCAUGUCACCUCAACAGAUGUCUCCCAACGAAGCCCAGCAUCAAGAUGAUAAUGUCAGAACUGCCCAUAUGGACUAUUUGCACGAUGACAAGCACAUGUUAAGAAAUCCAGAGGCCCCCCAUGGCCAGUCGCAUCCCUACCCCAGCAAUUCUGCUGCAACACAGAGAAGACAGGUUUCCAGUUCAUUUUCUGCAAGAGCUCAUAACCGCCCAGGGGGUAAUAUAAUCCCACCGCAAGAUUAUCUCACAUCCACCUCUCGUCCCAUCAAAGGAAAUGGAGCACCUGCGAGACGUCCAACCAACCCAGAAGCUGCUGCCUCGGGGUCAGUGAGGCAAAUGGAGGACGGCAAAGCGACAUCGCCGGUAGACUCUGUCAACCAAACAUCGCCGCUGAGUCGAUCUAGCACGUUACGGUCUUCAACGAAUAAGCAGCAUGAGUGGGCCCCAGAUAGAUCCCCUCUUCAGAAGCUCGAAGUUACAUUGAAUGUGAUUAGCAAAGAGGAAAAAAGGGCGCGCGUCUUGGAGGCCGAGAUGAAGCUCAAAGAACGAUUGGCACGUCAACAGGCGGAGGCAGAAAAUCGAAAUGCCUCUCUCGCACAGCCUACAGACAGCAACUCAACCGCAGGCCCAGUUGGAAGUAGGAUGCCUCAGCAAUUGGUAGCACAGCGGGAUGUCAGCCAAGGAGAGCAGGAGAAUCGGACCCGAAACACCAAACAAAGCAUUGGCCAGAACGCUGUUCACCAGGGGCACGAAGCGACGAUUCCCCAUGAGCAAGGAACUCCAGGACAGGCAAAGUCUAGCGCCCAAAAGCCAGGACCACCGGCCCAGUUGGUGGCCCCUGAGAUGCAAGCCUCGAAGAUUAGCAAUUCAAAGCCCUUGGCGGGGCCAAUUUUGAAUCACGGUAGCGUUCCCAGGCGAUCUGUGUCGGUGACAAACAGACCCGGAGGUCAUGCCAUGAACGCCACGAGAGAUCCUAACAUGUCUCGAGAUGGGAGAGAUUUUCCUGCGGUACUUGGGCCAGCACAGAAAGAUCAUGCAAUGCCAAGAAUGGCCCAGAUGCAUCACUCACAACCAUAUGCUGACGCUCGGGUCCAACAGAGUCGAGCGCCCCAGACGGGUCCUGGAGGAAAUGACCCUUAUGCACAAGGCAUAGCUUCCCAGCAACCAGAACACCUAAUCACAAAUACACAUAAUGCUGUACUGAACGAUCUUUCCCAGGACGAAUUAGGCUCACACAUAAAGCCCAAGAGAAACACUGUUUCGUUCAAUGUGCCUCCGCCAACGCCUCCUCCACUUUCAGAGUGGAAGAACGCACCGGUUGCUCGACUCGGUGCUUCCGACUUCGACUUUCAACAUCUCGACGUUGAUCGAAGCAAAGCCUGGUGGGAAGGUGGUGGCAGUAAUCGCAGGAAGAGCAGAGCUCUCCCCAGCGCUUAUCAGAAGCCUGUUCAAAAGUUGACGGGUAAGUGGUUUUACCCAGCACUGGGGGACUCCUUCGUUUAUCCGGCCCCAUGUUCUCUUGUUUCCCUUUCUCAGUCCACUAACCAUGGAAUCCACGCAGAGAAUAAGAGCUUUCAGCCACCGAUCUUCCUGAAAUGUGGCCCUCUGCUCCGCUACACAGGACUGAAACGAGUCAGUAUUGACGGACCAAACGGCCCUUUCGACAAGGAGACUUGGAGAGGUAGUAUUAUGAUUGUUACCAAAGAUUCACGGUCUUCCUAUGAGUCACCGCCCACCCUGAGGUUAUUUUCGCAGCCGAUGGAUCUCCUGCCGCCUCCGCCUGUCGAGGUCAGUGGCGCUCAGCUUGCACCAGAGUACGUCGAUCCCACGGCAGGUCUCAUGAAGCUGGGUAGGGACGGCAGGCCGCUUUAUGUCAAGCCAAUUGACCAUACCGAGGAAGGAGUGGACUUGUCAUUCGUGGAAAAUGACGAUGGAGUCUACGAGAUGUCCCCCAGUAACCCGGACUAUAGUAGUGAUGUCAAUCAGUCGAUCCCCGCCAACAGGCUUCACUCGGUGGACGGAGAAACUGUGGGAGCAUACAAAGAAGUUCCCGGAGCGCGCUUGUACGCCGACUCAGCUCGAGAUGUCACAUUCUGGAGGUUCAGCAUUGAAAUUGAACUAGGCGAGAUGCAACAACGAAUCGCGUACCGCUUGAACCACGGACCGGCCCUGGGAUUCUGGGUACCGGCCAGAGGGCAGUCUAUGAACAUUAUGUUCCAUAGCUGCAAUGGCUUCAGCCUAGGAGUCGAUUCCAACAAAUUCUGCGGUCCUGACCCUCUAUGGCGCGACGUAUUGAAUGAGCAUCAGACUCGCCCUUUCCACGUCAUGAUUGGGGGCGGUGAUCAGAUCUUUAAUGACAAAGUUAUGGUGGAAUCGCCCCGAUUCCAAGAAUGGGUCAAGAUAAAGAACCUGACUGACAAGUACGACACGCCAUUUGACCCGGAAUUUCGAGCGGAGAUAGAGAGCUUCUACCUCGAGAACUAUUCGGCUUGGUUCUCACAGGGCCUUUUCUCUCUGGCCAAUUCCGAAAUCCCAAUGGUUAACAUCUGGAACGAUCACGACAUCAUUGAAGGUUUCGGGUCGUAUCCGGACGAGUUCAUGGCUACACCGGUGAUUUCCGGACUGGGUAGAAUAGCGUUCAAGUAUUAUCUACUCUUCCAGCAUCACAGUGUCAUUGAAGAGACAGAGGCAGAUGAGCCUAGCUGGCUGCUUGGCGCGCAGCUGGGACCAUACAUCAACCAGCGAAGUCGAAACGUGUUCAUGUCAAUGGGCAAGGAAAUAGCUUUUCUGGGGUUGGAUUGCAGGACAGAGCGACUGAGCGACGAGAUACUCAGCGAGCAGACAUGUGAUUUGAUCUGGGACCGAUGCCACCGCGAGAUUGUCCGCGGAGAAACCAAGCAUCUGAUAGUGCUCUCGAGCGUUCCCGUCGCAUACCCAAGAAUGGCAAUGCUCAAAAACAUUCUCAAUAGUCGCAAAUCGCUGGGCAAGGCCGGGUUUUUCGGAGGCUUCGUGAACAAGAACGGCAGCAAGGUAGAGAUAUUCGAUGAUCACUGGACGGCUAAACAUCACAAAGCCGAACGCACCUAUCUGCUUGAGGACCUCCAAGACCUUGCAGCAGAAAAGUCCGUCCGGGUGACUAUCUUGAGCGGCGAUGUCCAUCUGGCAGCCAUCGGACAAUUCUACUCCAAUCCCAGACUAAACCUGCCCAAAGACAAGGAUUACCGAUACAUGCCGAAUGUCAUAUCUUCUGCAAUUGCAGACAUGCCGGAAACCGAAAUGGUAUCGGACGUGCUGAACAAGCGCAACCACGUUCACCACUUGGACACGAACACAGAUGAAGACAUGAUUCCCAUCUUCACGCACGACGUCAACAGCAAGCCGCGUAACAACAAGCGCUUGCUUCCACGCCGAAAUUGGUGCGCAAUCCGAGAGUAUCAACCCGGCUCCACACCUCCAGCUUCGCCGGAUUCCGAAGAAGCCCCUCCACCAGCUGAGGAGCCGCGUCCGGAGGCCGAAGGCAGCUAUUUCCCUGCUCCCGACUCAGAAUUUCACCCGGGCCCCUUCCACCGUCGCCCUACGACGUUAAGCCAAAAGGCAGCCAAGAAAGCUGCAAAAAGGGGCGACGACGGGGUAGGCGCAUAUGUGAAUCUCGAAAAAGGUCUAGCUAUCACGCUCAACCUGGAGCUCAACCCACAAGAUCCAUCAGGCAUCACGACGCCGUACAAGCUUCUUGUGCCCAUGCUGCGUUAUGAAGGCACUGAAUACGAUCCACCGGCCAACCCAGUUGCCAAAGGUUGGAAGAAAUGGUUGGCUGUAGGGCGUAAGAAAGAGCGUGGCUUCGCCAAAGAUCUCCCUGGCGAUGUGGAGGAUACUGAUUACGAUGAUGACCCAGACUAUGAAGAAGGCUAUGCGGGAAGUGAUCUCGAUGAGCCUGUUGACAGGCUGCCGGAGGAAAUGGGCCGCAUGGGUCAUGUAGUAGCACCGGGGCGAGUCAAUGAUGGGCCGGAGGAGACUAUCAAGCGGAAGAAGAAGUGGUUUGGACGAUUGGUAUGA
Aspergillus viridinutans is the source of this 4092-nucleotide messenger RNA. RefSeq lists its product as uncharacterized. Lineage: Eukaryota; Fungi; Ascomycota; Eurotiomycetes; Eurotiales; Aspergillaceae. The record is from RefSeq and is a predicted model, not a curated record. The transcript is spliced from 6 exons. Gene Ontology annotation, cellular component: membrane. The coding region runs from base 1 to 4092 and encodes 1363 amino acids.